CCGUGUCUCUAUACCCACCCAAGCAAACCACAACCUCCUCCAAAAUGAAGAUGAUAUCCUUUUACUCCAAGCUCGCCCUCACCACUCUAUCCCUCUUCUCCAUCCCCAGCCAAACAACUGCCCACGCACCCAGUCUCAGCACCCUCGCCAUACAACCCAGUAGCUCCAGCGGCCCCAACACCAGUGCCGUGCAAGUUGCUACCUGCACCUGCACCAGCACCAGCACCAGCACCAGCACCAAUAUAACCACGAGUGCAGCAGCAAAUACAUCUACACCCACAACACCAGUGGCCACUUCAUUCGCAACCAAAGCUGCAACCGGAACACCCACCACCCCGCUGCCCUACCAGCACAAAGACAGGGCCAUCGGCGGCGGCAAGCAACCCGACCCAAAGAACGAAUGCAACUGGGACCAGGACUGCGAUACCGGGUAUCUCUGCGAUGUCUUCAAGUGCAGGGUCGGCUGCAGACAUGACUCUGGAUGUCUGGCCGGACAAGUCUGCCGCAGUAACAUCUGCGUGCUGGGCGCCAAUGAGAUGUGUUAUCAGUUUGAUCGGGAGUGUAAGCGGAAUGAUCAGUGCUGCUCGGGGAGGUGUAGGCGGAAGUGGUGGAUUAUUGGGAGGAAGCGGUGCAAGCAUGAUAAACAGAUUGGGGUUUGAGUGGGUUCUUUUUCUUUGCUUUCUUUGCUUGGUAGAACUGUUGUGUUGGCUAUGGUAGUUAGGUAGAGUUGGUCCAUCUUGCUGGUCUGGUAUGUCGAGGUACUUGGUGUUCUUUAAGAGGUAAUUUAUCUCAUCUCAUUCUAAUACAUAAGGUAUAGCGAUGUAGUUUGUAGUUUGUAGUUGUAGUGGAAGUGGAAGUGAGGUAAUAAC
Molecule: messenger RNA, 869 nt
Organism: Aspergillus ochraceoroseus IBT 24754
Lineage: Eukaryota; Fungi; Ascomycota; Eurotiomycetes; Eurotiales; Aspergillaceae
Exons: 1
Coding region: 45-659 (204 amino acids)
Source: RefSeq, a predicted model, not a curated record